AGUUUCGAUAUGUCAAGAGUGUACGUUGGCCGUAUACCUCCGCGGUGUACCGAGAGAGAUAUUGAGCGCUUCUUUAAGGGUUAUGGACGAUUAAGGGACAUCGUUCUUAAGAAUGGAUAUGGCUUCGUGGAGUUUGAUAAUGAAAAAGAUGCGGACGAUGCCGUAUAUGACCUCCAUGGAAGAGACUUGCGAGGUGAACGGUUGAUCGUUGAGCAUGCUCGCCUUCCUCCUGGCACUCGAGGCGGCAGCAGAAGAGCCGGUGGAGGUGGUGGCGGAGGUGGUGGUGGCAGUGGUCGCGAUCGCAGGUACGGUCCGCCAACUAGGACGGAGUAUCGUGUUAUUGUUGAAAAUCUCUCGUCGCGUGUGAGCUGGCAGGUAAGGGAUUGUUGUUUGAUUGUUUGUAAGAACUGCAAGAAGUAACUAACUGCUUGUUAUCUCGAAUUCAGUUACCGCUCGUUGACGUUCGGUCGUUUCGGGUGGCGUAGGACGCGUAGGAUUGGUCGUUUUCCAUGCCAUGGUCAGUCGCCCAGGGUUGUUUCUGGUCGCGCCGUUCAACGGUCGUCCGGCCGAGCAUGUGGUAACGUGGUCUCGUACUGUGGUCAGAUCAAAACGCGAGGUAAAUUACUCGCGCGUUUUUAAGUACUAGGCUAGCUUAACCCAAAUUAGUAAUAUAUAUUAGCUGAUUAUCCAGGGCACGGUUUUUCAGUUGUUUAUUCUUUUGUACAGGACCUCAAAGAUUUGAUGCGUAAGGCUGGAGAAGUUACUUAUGCGGACGCACACAAGUCAGCUAAGAACGACGGGUAAGUUGUGCAGUUUUCCGUAACUUCCAUUCUAGCAUUGUUGAGUUUGCUGCCUACGCUGAUAUGAAAGAAGCAAUCGAGAAGUUUGAUGGCUACGAGCUUUAUGGACGCAGGCUACGUGUUUACGAAGACCGACCAGGCCAGAGGUCACGAUCUGGCUCUUACAGGUCGCGAUCUGAUAGUCGUCAUUCUCAUCGUUCACGAAGUCGAGACUCUCAUCGCAGGCAAAAGUCUAGAAGUCCUCGGCAUCGACAUGAUAGGUCACUUUCAAGUGAUAGACAAAGAUCUGAAUCCGGCAACGAUUCGCACAGGCGCUCCAGAGAAAAUUCUAAUGACCUACGGUCAAGAAGUCCAUCACGCCGUUCCGGAACAAACCGUUCCAAUGCAAGAUCCAAUUCUCAUCACAGCAACAAGCGCUCUUUGGAUGCUGGUUCCCGUUCCCCGAGCUGCAAUGGUAGGGAGAACAGCAUAAAAAAUGAUCUGGAUCGGCGUUCGAGGUCACGUUCUGUCUCACAUUCUAGGUCUGGAAGUAGAUCACGUUCAGUGGUAUCAAGGUCUCCUGGUCGGUCGCAUACACACUCUCGGUCCGCAUCACGAUCGCGUUCAGUGUCGCAUCGUAGUGAGUCUGGGACACCUAGACGUUCUGACGAAGAAAUGGACGGAAGGAGCAACGGUGACCAUGAGAUUCGAGAAGGUGAUUAUGAUGAGUAAUCGCAUUUAAUGUAGACUUCAAGUCAUUGUUAUUUUACACGCAUACUAACUAUUCUGCAUAAAGCAGCUUUUUCAUAUUC
Schistosoma rodhaini is the source of this 1591-nucleotide messenger RNA. NCBI's taxonomy places the organism in Eukaryota, Metazoa, Platyhelminthes, Trematoda, Strigeidida, Schistosomatidae. The record is from the annotation of a GenBank genome assembly.